Phymastichus coffea is the source of this 1372-nucleotide messenger RNA. RefSeq names its product galactose mutarotase-like. The record is from RefSeq and is a predicted model, not a curated record. Lineage: Eukaryota; Metazoa; Arthropoda; Insecta; Hymenoptera; Eulophidae. The transcript has 5 exons. Gene Ontology annotation, biological process: glucose metabolic process; beta-D-galactose catabolic process via UDP-galactose, Leloir pathway. Gene Ontology annotation, molecular function: aldose 1-epimerase activity; carbohydrate binding. Bases 158 to 1234 code for a protein of 358 amino acids.
UUGCGCAACGUGGCGGUGCAUACAGUUCGUGCACUCCUGUUUGUCACAGGCAAACAGAGCGAAGCGAGAAUUCUACUUCGAGCGAAAAUUGCUCGUAUCUAAGCAAAUCCGACAAAACAUCGAGCAGGAAUUCCCGAAUGCGCUUUCAAGCAUUAUCAUGGAUCCAACUAGAGCAAGUCAAAUAUCAGUACAAUCAUGGGGACAAGUCGAUGGAAAAGAAGUAAAAAUAUUCACUCUGAGAAAUUCGAAAACCCAAGAAGUUGAUAUUAUUUCUUAUGGUGCUACAAUAACUGCUAUACGGACUCCUGACAAAGCUGGUAAAAUUGAUGAUGUGGUUUGUGGUUUUGAUAAUAUCGAAGGAUAUCUAUCAAAAGUUAAUCCGUACUUUGGAGCUACUGUCGGAAGAGUUGCAAACAGAAUUGGAAAAGGCCAAUUCAAAAUAGACGGCACUCAAUAUCAAGUUUCACGAAACAUUGGAAACAAUAGUCUUCAUGGAGGCUUGAAAGGCUGGAACUCCAAGAUUUGGGAGACUUCAAUUGAGAACGAUACUGUGAUCAUGACAUUGCUUAGCAAGGACGGAGACGAAGGUUUUCCCGGCGAUGUAUUGGCUUCUGCGUCUUUCCAAUUAACCGAUGAUGGGAAACUAAUUAUUGAGAUGAAAUCGACAUCGACUAAAGCUACUCCCAUAAACUUGACUAACCACAGCUACUUCAAUUUGGCAGGACAUGGAACUAAUGCUGCAGAAAUUUAUAAACACCAAAUAACUAUGAGUGCUGAUAGAUGGACAGUAACGGAUGCAGAGAGUAUCCCUACUGGAGAAAUUCUUCCAGUAGACAACAGCAUAAUGGAUUUAAGAAAACCAACUAUUCUGGGUGAUGUUAUUAACAAAGUUCCAGGAGGAGGAUUUGAUUACAAUUUUUGUUUACCAGGAUGCUUACAUCCAGAUCAGGAAAAAUUUGUAGCUAAAGUUAUUCACCCAAACAGUGGAAGAACUCUCGAAGUUUUAACUAAUCAACCAGGUGUUCAACUGUAUACUGCAAACUUUUUUCCUGCAGUUGGUGCUGAUCCAAUUGUAGGCAAACAGGGAAAACAAUACUUCAAGCAUGGAGCAUUUUGUUUGGAAACACAGAACUACCCAGAUGCGGUAAACCAUGAAAACUUCCCGAAUAGUAUUUUGAGACCUCAUCAUUUAUAUUACCAUAUUGUAACAUACAAAUUUGGCGUUCAAGCUUGAAAUUCCAAUUUUACAGUGUAACACAAGUUUGAAAAUAGAACUUGUGGCAUUUAUCAUUUUCUUUUCAUGUAAUAUGUAAUAAUAUACUUCAAAUAUUUAAUGAGUUUCUUAUUCAAUCUCUAUUAAUAAAAGUUUACA